Messenger RNA from Dermochelys coriacea (leatherback sea turtle), 5226 nucleotides. RefSeq names its product ectonucleoside triphosphate diphosphohydrolase 2-like. Gene Ontology annotation, biological process: nucleoside diphosphate catabolic process. Bases 609 to 2099 code for a protein of 496 amino acids. Gene Ontology annotation, molecular function: UDP phosphatase activity; GDP phosphatase activity. The record is from RefSeq and is a predicted model, not a curated record. Gene Ontology annotation, cellular component: plasma membrane. The transcript has 10 exons. NCBI's taxonomy places the organism in Eukaryota, Metazoa, Chordata, Testudines, Dermochelyidae.
GAGCUGAUGCCAGAUCUGUUUCUGGUCACUUAUCCUGUACUGCUUGCACAAACUUCUCUGCUGAAGUUCCCCUUAAUUUUCCAGACUUUAAACUUGUUUUUUUGGGGCAAAGUUACACUGGACAUAGACAAUACUAGAGAGCACAGAAAUGCACGUGGUCUCCUGACCACACUAAUCUGCACAUAAAGGAGGCAGCAAUGGCCAUUCAAAGGUGAAUGCAUGGCUGCUUCGGCUUUAGGGUGUCAAUUAAGAGUAGUCUAAAAUAAGCUCUACAUACUGUCACACAGUAAAAAAACAUCUGGCAGAUGAAAAGAGACCCACCUACAGACAGUAAUACUAACCAGGAGCUCCAUUAAUGUCUUUGAGCAUUGGAGACACUAAAUAAGCACGAAGUUGUAUUUUUAUUUACUAUGCUGGUAGGAAAGAGGACACCACUUUACACACAUCAAGUCUCGGUCUAUGCCUUGUGGCUUGAGCUGUGUUGAAAGCUAGUAUCUGGCUCCACCUUUCAUCCCUUCUUGAAGGCUGCGAAUAACUUUCAGACAGUCUCUGUGCUUGCUGCUCCACAUCUUCCUCUUUCGCUCAGCAGAAGCAGGAAAAGGAGCCUGAUGUCUUGGCGUGAGCUUCUUCCCCCUUCCCUGGUGAUUUUAGCUGGAUUGAUUGGGAUCCUGCUGCUUUGUAUCACCACUAAAGAUGUGCAGAACCCUCCCAGGUGCAAGUACGGCAUUGUGCUGGAUGCUGGCCCAUCCCGCACUAUCCUGUUCAUAUACCAGUGGUCAGCCAGCAAAGAGAACAAUACUGCGGUGAUCAGUGAACAUCGCUCCUGUGCUGUGCAAGGUCCUGGAAUCUCCAACUACUCUGGAUCCCCAGAGGAAGCUGGGAACAGCUUAAAGCCAUGCCUCAACCAGGCACUGAAGGAAAUCCCUGAGGAACAGCAUGACCAAACCCCUAUCUAUUUGGGAGCAACUGCUGACAUGAGGCUGCUGAGCCUCACCAGCCUCACUGUGUCGGAUACUCUGCUUGCCGCUGUAACCUCCACGCUGAAGUCAUACCCCUUUGACUUUCAGGGGGCAGAAAUUCUGUCCAGUCAAAAUGAGGGGGUGUUUGGCUGGGUCACUGUGAACUAUCUCCUGGAGAACUUCAUCAAGUAUGGCUGGAUUGGACGGUGGAGCCUCUCCAGGAGGGGAACAGUUGGAGUCAUGACCAUAGGACGAGCCUCAACCCAGAUCACUUUCAAGAUCAAAGAAAGGAGCACAGAUCCUGAGAACGAGGUGACGCUGUGGCUGUAUGGGCAAGCACACAGGGUCUACACCCACCACUUCCUGUGCUAUGGCACGGACCAGCUCCGCAAGAGGCUGCUGUUGAAAGCAAUACAGGACCAUGGCUAUGUGAGAUAUGUGUCUAAUCCCUGCUGGCCUCUCUCCUAUUCCCGGGAAGUGCGGUUCGGUUCUGUGCAUGCUGGGCCCUGUACUGGAAGUAAUGCCUCUUUAAGAAUACCUACCUCUGAAGAUGUGUUUCACAUAAAUGGCUCCAGCAACUCUUCCGCCUGCAGGAAACUCAUGGGAAGUUUGUUCGACUCCUCCCUGUUCUGCGGCUUCUCACAUUGUUCCCCAAAUGGAGUUUUCCAUCCCAACAUAACUAGAUUUCUGGUGAUUUCUGAGGCUCUGGAUCUUGUGAAGAAGAUGACACCCUCCUCCGACCUGGGCCAGGCAGUCGACGUAUUCUGUGGGACAUCUAUGGAAGAGUUGAGAAAGAGGUUCCAGAUGAGACCAGACAUUCUUGCAGAUCACUGUUCCAUAUCCACGUUCAUCUACCAUCUAAGUACAAGGGGAUUCCUGUUUGACUUGGACAGCUCUGGCCAGAUUGCAUUCCAGGAGAAGGUUGGUAACAUAUCAGCUGGCUGGGCUCUUGGGUACAUGCUGAAUCUGACCAACACCAUCCCAGAGGAUAAGCCGAGCUACCUGAAAGGGAUUGAAUAUGGGAUCUGGCCCUUGCUCUUCAUCCUCUUUGUCCUGAUGCUCACUGGCUCCUUCACACGCAUCACAUACCGUGUGAUGGCUAAGGACAAUGGGCAGGACGGCAUCUUGGAAGAACUCUGACUGUUGUCCCAGCGGUUGUCAGCUCUCAGCAGAGGGCAAUUACAGGACAGAGAGAAUGAGAGCACACAAAGGAGUGGCCUGAAGAGACGAAGGUCUCUCCUGUGAGAUUUCUGAGACUUGGUGGGCUGCUACUAGGCUGCAGCAUUGCAAAUAGAGAUAGCAGCCCUUAUUCUGCAGGAAAUCUGGGAUUGCAGCUAGCUGGCAAGCUACACACUUUCCUGGACCCGUGGAAUGAGAGAUGCUGGAGAGCUGUUGCAUAGGUGUCAGAAAAAGCUCUUUAGUGUUUAAUUUUUUUCAUCCAAGCACUUUUCCAAGAGGCAAACAGCCAGAUGGGGCUUCCAGAGUUUGGCAUGGUGUUCAGCCAGCUGGGCCUCCCCACCAAGCCAGACAGGCGGUAAACAUGUAGUUUACACUGAUGCCAUAGAAAGUGCCAGGUAACUAGCCCUGAAUGCUGGGUACAUGCUGGUAGUUGUUUUCUGUGGAGCUCAGCAGGCAGAUCCCAGUGGAAGAGAUUCGGAUUUCAAUCACUCCUUGAGGUACCCUGAGGUAUCUCCCUGGCAGUCAGUUACUUCGGAUUUGCACCAUGGUGGCGGAUAGCUGAAUCAAUUGGAAAUCUGAAAAUAAUAGAAAUCUGGCCUGGCGCUCUCUUGAAACUCUGGCCCACAGAGACCACAAUCAAUAGUUUUCACAGGAAAAAUGGCUUCCCGAGCAAGCCUCAAAGCGAAGUGGCACACUAAUGCAACGAUUGUCAUCACAAUGGAACCAGGACAUUCCUGUCAAUUCUAGAAGGGCAGAGUGAACAUAUGAUCAGAUUGUGAAAAGAAUUUGCUGUAAAAGGUGCUGUUCCCGCCCAGAAGAGCAGAUCCUAUGUCCACUGAUUGGGAAUUGAAUGUCCUUAAAAUUCAGUUGUAAUGUAACUGCCAGUUCACUGUCAUGUUCCACUUACAAAAGUAGCUUUUCAACAUUGGUAGUAAUUUUCUGACUUUUUCAGCAUCUUAAUUUUAACAAAGAAAAUAUCCAUGCUUGUCUUCCUGACAGCCUUUUUCUUUCUUGUUACUGGGAAUCUUCAAAAAUGAAUGAUCUCUUUUUCUGGCUUUGGUGGUAUUAUGAUGUGUAUUGGGGUAGCACCUGGAGGUUCCAAUCAGUAUCUGGGCUUCACUGUGCUAGCACUGUAAAAAUACACAGAGUCAGCCCAUCCCAAAGUUCUCGCAAUCUAAGUACACAAUAGAGACAAAGGGUGGGAGGGGAAAUGGAGGCACAGAAGAUGAAAUGACUUGCCCAAAAUCAUGCAUCCAGUCAGUGGCAGAGCCAGGAAUGGAAGCCAGAUCCUCUGAUUUCCAGUCCAAUGACCUAUCCAUUAGACCAGGAUUAAAGUUAAGCAGUUAGUUUAUAUUCCAACAUCCAAAUUUCCUUUGGAGGGCUGCAAUAAUACCUGAGCACUUCUAGUGUGGUGUGCUAUUCCUGUAUUCCUGGAACAUGGUGCUUCUGGGAAUGAUGUCACAUCACUAGCCAAUCAUUGUCUCUGCUGCAUUACCAUCUUUCUUGGUACUAACCCUUCAUACAGUGACUUCAAUCCUAGGAAGAGAUGGUGGUUCUCUAGGUCAGUGGCUCUCAACCAGGGGUACGCAGAGGUCUUCCGGGGAUACAUCAACUUGUCUAGAUAUUUGCCUAGUUUUACAACAGGCUAUGUGAAAAGCACUAGCGAAGUCAGUACCAACUAAAAUUUCAUACAAUGACUUGUUUAUACUGCUCUAUAUGCUGUACACAGAAAUGUAUGUUCCAGUUGAUUUAUUUGAUAAUUCUAUGGUAAAAAUGAGAAAGUCAGCAAUUUUCAAUAACAAUGAGCUGUGACACUUUUGUAUUUUUAUGUCUGAGUGUGUAAGCAAGUAGUUUUUAAGUAAGGUGAAACUUGGGGGUCCGCAAGACAAAUCAGACUCCUGAACGGGAUACAGCAGUCUGGAAAGAUUGAGAGCCACUGCCCUAGGUAAAGACAUGGGUACUUUCAAACUCUCAUAAAAGAGCCCAGUGCUAUUGAGGAAGUUGCUUUCAAAGAAAUGGAAAGGAUAAAAUAAAAUAAAAUGUAAUCCUUCAACUAAAGACUUUAGGGUAUGAUUUUCAAAACUGACUUGGCCAGAUUCUUACAGGUAUUUAGAUGCCUGGGAUUUAGAUGCCUGGGAUUUAUUUAGAUAAAUACCUUUAACAGUCAGGCCCUGAGUGACUUAAGAACACGAGCUCCAAAAUUAAAAACAUUUGUGCUUCUAAGUCACUCAGGGUACAUCUGCACUGUAAUAAAAAUCCUCUCCCUCCUCGCAGGGUUUCAGAGCCCAGGCUCCAGUGCAAGCCUGAACAACGACACUGCAAUUCUUAGCCCCAAAGCCUGAGCCUUCUGAGCCCAAAUCAGCUAAUCUGGGUCAGCCCUAACCGUGCUGCAGUUCUUUAUUUGCAGUGUAGACGUAUUCUUUGGGUAACAUUUUCUAAAAGUGUUAAGUGACAUAAAAAGAAAAGGAGGACUUGUGGUACCUUAGAGACUAACACAUGUAUUUGAGCAUAAGCUUUCGUGAGCUACAGCUCAGAUAAAUGUGUUAGUCUCUAAGGUGAAUGAAUCUAAGUGUCACAAGUACUCCUUUUCUUUUUGCGAAUACAGACUAACACAGCUGCUACUCUGAAACCUGUCAUUAAGUGACAUAGGAGCCUAAGCCCCAUUUUCUAAAGGGAUAUAGGUACUUAGGAGUCUGGGUCCCAUGGAAAUUCACUUUUGAAAAUGGGCCUUAGGCUCCUCAGUCACUUAGACUUUUGAAAAUCCCACUCAUAAUGUUGUUCAUAAAUGUACGUUACAGCAAGGCUGCUCAAACAUUUCUGGGGCAGCUCAUGCUGUUCUCAAGCCCACAGGUGGAGUGUCGGGAAGGGCAGACCUGGGGGCCAAGUGAAAGCUGAGGUAGGAACCUUCAAUUUGCUCUUUUUUUUUUUGUUUUUGAGCUGCAUGUCUAAGUAUAACUUUAAUAAAAAGUUGUUCUAAUAGGCAAUCUGUGGUAGCCUCAACCAGGCCUCGUGAACAAGAAGAGCUCUGUGUAGCUCAGAACCUUGUCCCUCUUACUAACAGAAGGCAAUAAAAGAUAUUCUCUCACUC